ACGACGACGACGACGACGACGACGACGACGACGACGGAGGGCGCGCCGGUGAAGGUGCGCAAGCCGUAUACGAUUACGAAGAAACGGGAAAAGUGGAGCGAUGAGGAGCACGCGUUGUUCGUUGAAUCGUUGAAAAAGUACGGGAGGGCGUGGAGGAAGAUUGAGGAACACAUCGGGACGAAGACGGCGGUCCAGAUUCGGUCGCACGCGCAAAAGUUUUUUUCCAAGUUGCAAAAAGAACAAGCCGCGCGAGGUUCGGCGAGCGGAAGCGACGCCCCGGCGGGGUCGCAAGGCGACUCGAGCAAACGGCGCGGUGCCCGUGGUUCGACUUCUGGAAGUAAGAAGAGUAGAAGGAGCGUUUCGCCGGAUUUGAACCUGAAGAUCCCGCCGGCGCGUCCGAAGAAGAAGCCCGACCACCCGUACCCGAAGAAGGCGACGAGCCAGCAACCGAGCGGCGGAAGCGGAGAGGGGAAGAGCACUGGGACGGCGCAAAAUAUGAUGGGGUCGGCGACUCAAGCCGAACACAUCGCUAACGCAUCCUCCUCUGCGGCGGUCGCGGCUGUGUUAUCCGUGGCUUCAGAUAAAAUGCAAACGAGCUUGCAGCACGAUUUGCGCGCGGGUUACUUUGGCGUACCUCCGGGCGCCGGCAUGUUUGCGCAGCCGGGAUUGUUUCCGGUUCAGCACAUGAUGAAUCCGUACGUGGGCAUGUCGAACCCCGCAGCUGGAGCGCAGAAUCCUCCUCAAAUGAGUAAUCCCCAGCAGUUCAUUAACUACAUCAACUUUUUGACCAACAUGUGGCGACAAAACGCAAACGCCAUGAGCGCG
Ostreococcus lucimarinus CCE9901 is the source of this 825-nucleotide messenger RNA. RefSeq lists its product with no specific name. The transcript has a single exon. Gene Ontology annotation, molecular function: DNA binding. Lineage: Eukaryota; Viridiplantae; Chlorophyta; Mamiellophyceae; Mamiellales; Bathycoccaceae. The record is from RefSeq and is a predicted model, not a curated record. The annotation marks the transcript as partial.